AUGGCGGAGCAACCUCAAGUCCCCUCGAAUCCGCGUUACAAUCAGAAGCAGCUCAGUCGUGCCCUCGGGCAGAUUCAGAAGCGAAAAUCAGCUCGAGCAGAGGCCAAAGAAGAGGAAAAAGAAUAUGUGGAGUACAAGAAAGCUAUGGUCCUUGCAUCCUGUCAGCCAACCGUGGGUACCCUCAAGAGCACCGAGGACAAAUUUCCGGCCAGACCAAAGAAGAAGAUGCAGUUCGGAGAGAGGAAAGCACAUUAUUUAUCCAUCAGACCGAAUCCAAAAUAUGCAACUUGGGUGGGAAGAAAAAAGGGAAUUAUCGAGGCAAAGUAAGCGUCAGAUGGACCUAAAAUCAUUUCAUUCAGAGCUCGAGUCGCCACAACUACCAACGUCCAGUUCACGGAUCACUCAAGCGUCCCAACACCAACGACUUCAAGUGCCAAAAGCUCUGAUUCCAAGGCGAAGGGCAAGGCCAAGGCGCCCAAGAAGAAAGACGGCGGCGAAUCAAAUAAUGUGAGGCUAAACCAGUCGAAUGUACAGUUGAAUUUACAAAAAUUGACAUUAUUGUCCUUCAGAGUCACAUCAAGACCGAAGAAAAGGAUCCUAAGGCCGUGGAAUCGCCCAUCGGCGAUGACGAAGUGGAAAGAAAAGGAGGAAAAAACGCCGAGAAUCCCCUAGUGAAUGGAGUCCCCUUCUGGACGAACGCAACUCCUGGAGAACAGGACGAAUUGACGGACGAUGAUCUUCCCAUUGACAUGUCUCUUCUGGAAAAGGUCUGUAAUUAUGAGGUCGUCUUGGCCGGCCAGCCCUUCACCAAGACCAUGUUUAAUCCAUUCGGUCCCAUGGCCAGGUUCAAACAAGAUGAUCCGCUUUUCGUCCGGGAUACCACUUUGUUUGCGAGUACUGUUGAAGCUGUCAUCAGGUAAGAUACUAUUAAAAGAUAAGGUUUCUAACCAUUAAUACUGGUUAUAGUUUGCAACCAGAUGACAAACAGUACCCCCCAGCCCCGCCAAUCGUUCCCAAGAUUAAAUGGUCGGACAAAUUGACAGUCAUCGUGUUUGAUCCCUUGGAUCGUGAAGCUGGGAAUGCGGAUCCAAUAAAUGAACCCUUGAAGGAUAUCAAGAGAGAAAAGGGAGCCAAGAGUUAG
Molecule: messenger RNA, 1141 nt
Organism: Bursaphelenchus xylophilus (pine wood nematode)
Lineage: Eukaryota; Metazoa; Nematoda; Chromadorea; Rhabditida; Aphelenchoididae
Source: the annotation of a GenBank genome assembly